AUGGCUCCGCCAUUAGACAACAUCGUCGUAAGGCAAAUUGCAUCUCUGUCAAUACUUUUCGUACUCGCGACUGGGAUUUUCGGCCUUCGAUUAUUCACUCGGAUUGUACAUACUAUGACCUACCGACUAUUGCUAGAUGACUAUUGCAUCAUUGUUGCAUGGGUGAGCAUUUCAAGCUCCUAUCAUGCGUCUUCUACUAAUCUCAAAGCCAAGAUACUGUUCGCUACCCAGCUAUUCCUUCGAGUCGCGGUGCUUAAUGCCACAUCUCUAGUGCCUAUCGUUCUGUUGGUUAAAAAGAAUGCGGACAUGAGCCAUGUAGCUGGAGUCAUGGCAAAUAUGGCAUGGUCGCUUGCCAAGACAUCUUUCAUCUUCACUCUUUUGCAGCUCGUCACCGGAAAAUUGCGAUGGCUAUUGUGGUUCAUCAUGGUGACCAUGAACGUUACCGUGGCGACAUGGGUACCCUUAUUCGAAAAUCCAUGUGGUCCUCGUUCUCAUUUGCCGUGCAUGACAGGUAGACAGGCACUCAACUUUGCUGUCUUUGCUUCCGGUAUGCUUGACUUAUUCAGUCUUUUUGGACUUCCUCCUAUCGUUACUGCCAUGGAAGAUCAUAUGGCCGCUGCACCUCAGCACAAAGGACAGAAUUGGUAUAUGUGUGGCCAUGAGCAUGGGAUUCGGAUAUUUCAUCUUUUCAGCUUCAACCCGUUGGAUAAUAAUAAAUUAGGGGGUCUUUUUAUAUGGGAAAGUGCUGAGAUCGCAGCGACUAUCAUUGCCGCGUCAAUCCCCGUGCUGCGGAAGCUCUCUCUCAGCCGCAGGAGACACAAUAUCGCGCCUAACAUGCGGGAAAAUCAAGAAGAAGCGAUGAGGUCAAGCUUCAGACGGCAGCUACGCAUGGUCGGUCUCGUAAGCCAAGUUACAGAAAACACCAACACGACUCAAGCUGCUCCAUCAACAAUCCUUGGGUCAACUCAAGAGGAAGCGAACGUGGUUUGA
This is a messenger RNA of Colletotrichum paranaense, 990 nucleotides long. RefSeq lists its product as uncharacterized. The record is from RefSeq and is a predicted model, not a curated record. The transcript has 4 exons. Lineage: Eukaryota; Fungi; Ascomycota; Sordariomycetes; Glomerellales; Glomerellaceae. The coding region runs from base 1 to 990 and encodes 329 amino acids.